GAAGGCGCAGGAUGUCAGUACGUACGCGUGUGUUACGGUGAAUCGAAUCUUCGCGACAGAACAGAGGAAACGUAUUUUGGAUUUGGUUCCAGAGCCCUGCCACAGAAGAUGCCUGCUGGCGUGUCUUGGCCCCGGUACCUGAGAAUGCUUGGAGCCAGCAUCUUGGCCAUGUUCGCAGGGGCAGAAGUGGUCCAUCAGUAUUACCGGCCUGACCUGACCAUUCCAGAUAUCCCACCGAAACCCGGAGAGCUGAGGACAGAGCUUCUCGGACUGAAAGCCAGACAAGAACAUGCUUCGGAGAAACAAUGACAUUUCCCUCUGCUUAUUUAAUGUACAUAUGUACAGUAUUACUGAGUGAAUGUAUACUGUGGAAUCUGUCGUGCAAAGACUCAGAUUAAAA
Megalops cyprinoides (Indo-Pacific tarpon) is the source of this 400-nucleotide messenger RNA. It is a transcript of the gene c25h12orf73, whose product is annotated as chromosome 25 C12orf73 homolog. The transcript has 3 exons. Gene Ontology annotation, cellular component: mitochondrion. Gene Ontology annotation, biological process: mitochondrial respiratory chain complex III assembly. Bases 109 to 309 code for a protein of 66 amino acids. The record is from RefSeq and is a predicted model, not a curated record. Lineage: Eukaryota; Metazoa; Chordata; Actinopteri; Elopiformes; Megalopidae.